Molecule: messenger RNA, 916 nt
Organism: Colius striatus (speckled mousebird)
Lineage: Eukaryota; Metazoa; Chordata; Aves; Coliiformes; Coliidae
Gene: PRELID2
Product: PRELI domain containing 2
Biological process (GO): phospholipid transport
Cellular component (GO): mitochondrial intermembrane space
Molecular function (GO): phosphatidic acid transfer activity
Source: RefSeq, a predicted model, not a curated record
AUGGGGGUGAUGGUGGAGGUGCACCGCGUAUACCGGUACCCGUUCGAGCAGGUGGUGGCCAGCUACCUCCGCAAGUAUCCCAGUCCGAUGGAGAAGCAUGUCAUGGCUGUAGAAACAGUGGAAGAGAAAACAGGUUUGUCUACGGGGAUUAUUUACCGGAGAAGAAUUGCAAUGUGCCAGAAUGUAAUUCCUGACAUUUUAAGAAAGGUGAGCAUCUUAAAAGUGCCAUAUUUGGAAGAGGAGUCUUGGCUUAAUAUGCAGAAAAGAAAUAUGGCUGUGAAAACUCACUGUCUUACGUGGACACAGUAUGUGUCUCUGAGUGAGGAGUCUGUCUUCAGAGAGAGCCUGGAGAAUCCAAACUGGACAGAAUUCACACAAAAAGGCAGAAUAUCAGUUACGGGGGCAGGUUUCCUCAACUGUGUGUUGGAAGCUUUUGCUCGAUCGUUUUUAAAACAAGGUGUGAAGAAGGAUGUUAAAAUAAUGGAGACGCUUCUUCAGGAGCAGUGUGGGUGAUUGUGCUCUUGUGAGUGGCUGCAAGUGCAACAUCCAGUUACAAGAGGAAAUGUAUUUGCACAGAGUUUCCUGGGAACCACAUAUCUUCAUGGGCGUUGGGAUUCCAUGGCUGUUGCCUGAACUUUACUGGUACCAUUUUAUUGAGGACAGAGCACUUAAUAUGCGCAGCUGGAAAAGGAAAAAAAUAAAGACAACCACAGACUGCAAAAUCCUUCAAAAAAGAUUAAGGAAUCACACUACUGAAGGGAAUGUUGAUCAUGAAAAUCAUAGAAGAACAAGCAUAUACUUGGAAGCAGGAUCUUCCUGUGAAUUGCUGCUAUAAUCUCUAGAGACUGAGAAUUGGGUAAGGGAACACAGAGCAACAAAACAAAAGUAGCCCUUGUUGCUGUGAGGACACUGUUGC